Molecule: messenger RNA, 3719 nt
Organism: Purpureocillium takamizusanense
Lineage: Eukaryota; Fungi; Ascomycota; Sordariomycetes; Hypocreales; Ophiocordycipitaceae
Exons: 2
Coding region: 549-3242 (897 amino acids)
Biological process (GO): regulation of Rab protein signal transduction
Cellular component (GO): cytoplasmic vesicle
Source: RefSeq, a predicted model, not a curated record
CCGGGCACCCCCCAGCUCCAUUUUAACGCCAUGGACCGCGCCGCCGCUUGCCCUCCACCUCCAAGUCCUCCUCCUCCUCCUCCUCCUCCGCCGCCGUCGUGCCCAUCAUCCGAGCCCGCCGCCCGCCCUUGUCCAUCCGACCCCGUCGUCGUCCCUUUUCCCCCAUCCGCCGCCCGCUUGCUCGCCCAGUCUCCUUCUCCCCGUCCUCCAACCUCCAUUGCACUUCUCGUGCAAACCCGUCCCCCUCCUUGACCGUGCUUCUUCGUUCUUCAUUUGCUUGUGCCUUUCGUUUCUUUUCACCUUCUUGACCGUCUGCACGCACCCGGGACGCCGUGCUUUUUCCUCUCAAGCCGCCAUCGCGCACCGACCAUCGCCCUACUGCGCUAUCGAAUGGCUCAUUAAACGCACUCGUUUGCGCCCCUUUUCUCGACGCUGUGCUGAGAGAUAUUCGAGCGAGAGGCAGCCUUUCUGCCGUCAAGUCAGUCUCUACAUCGGCCCCACGGCCUAAAGGACCCGUCUGUCUGUCUGUCUCGACGACCGUCGUCGCGAUGCCUCCCUCUCUUACAAACCACGCCUCCUUCACCCGCCCCAGGACUGGAGACCGCGAUGCUCGACCCAGCACCCGCGACCAGAGCGGCGCCAACGACACCAUGCUCAUCCCUAGCCGUACCUCGUCGCUGCAUUCGCGCAUCACCCAGCCUAUCCCCUCGACGCUCAACGUGAAGCCCCAGCAGCGCACGCCCAAAACUCUCACCCAUGCCUACAUGGUCUGCGGCGUUGGCCGCGAGCCCAGUCAAUGGGUCAAGGCCCCUCCUCCGGCCCAGGGCAAGAUUAGCCACAUGAAGGGCGCCGUCGGUCAAUUCUGGCUUCCAGAGAUCUUGGGGAGCUCUCCUCGCCUCGAGCAAGACAAUGAGAUUGCUCGCGCGCUCCAUGCUGCCAUGAGGGCAUGCUUCCCUCACGAUGUCGAAAUCUGCACAGGCCGCAGCCAGCCCCACUGUGUUCACCACGCAUUUGUGCUGCAGCAGGAUUCGUCUCACACGCUCUAUGGCAUCUGCCUGCGCGUCUGGUCCCGCGCCGACGAGAAGAGAGCGGAGACGAUACGUGACCUGCGCAAACGCACCGAGCCCGACUUCUAUGACAACCCCGACGAGACCUACUGGAUCCCGUACUGCUUGUCCUUCCUGUCCCGCUAUCCUCUCUACAACCUCCUCGGCGACUACCUCCGUGGCAUGUGGAUUCACUGGAACAAGGCCACCAACCUGUUCCAUGCUGAAGAGGUGUCCCGCAUCCUGAGCUUCCCUGCCCCUCGGCUCAACGACCUUGUCCGCAUCGACAUGAAAGACUAUGCUCUCUGCUACCAGUUCCCGUCGUCUCCCACCGGCUUCCAGAACUUCGCCAUGUGGCCUCUCUUCACCUGCUUGUCCAUUCCCAACAUUGUUGGUGUGGUCGAGGCAGCCAUCUCGCCCACCCGUCGUGUCAUCUUCGUGAGCCACUACCCGGCAAUGCUCACCAUCGCUGCCGAAACUGUUCGCUACUGCGUUAGGGUCUACGAAUGGAGCGGCCUGUACGUGCCCGUUGUCCAUGCACGCCAUGCCCAGGAGCUUGUCCAGGAGCCCGGCCCGUACAUUCUCGGUGUCACCGCCGAGUGCCGCUCGCUCUUCACCGCACCCAACGACGCUCUGGUCAUUGACCUGGACCGCAACUUUGUUUUGACGUCGAGCCCUCCGACGGCGUUGACGCCCAGCCAACGCAACAAGUUUGUCACCCGCCUCACGCAGGCUCUCAACGGCGACGUCACACCCUCUGGUGUCCCGCAGCACCUGCGUUCUGCCUACGGUGGUGGCAAGCUGGUCCCAGCCGGCCAGAUCAUUGUCAUGCGCGGCGAGGUGGAGUCGAUCCAGGACCCGGAAUGGUGGAACCAGGACGCCGUCAUGGCCGUCAUGGACCACGUCUGCGAAAAGAUGGGCCGCAACACUGGCAUCAAGGCUGUCUUUGGCGGCUCAGUCAAGAAGCCCCUGAUGACCAAGGUCUCCAUGCGUCACCUCAACGAGAUCGUGCGUGAGCGAAACCAGUACUCGCGUGACGCUCUUGAGGCCUGGCAAGACUUCAUCAAUCUCAAGGGCCGCAUGGACACCGAGCUCAGCAAGGUCAACAAGCGGAAUAACUACCUGGUCGAGGAGCUCGAGAGCUGGAAACAACAGUUCCUCAAAUUCCAGGCCUUUGCCGAGCAGCUCACCAAAGAGACCCAGGACCUCAAGAUCAAGAUUGAGAACCACAAGAGGGAGAAUCGUCGUCUCACGGGUCUCAUUGACCAGCAAAAGGACGACAACGCUCGCCUCUCUGUCCGCCUCACAGGCACCGAGAAGCAGCGUGACGAUGCCCUCGAGGCCCUUGUUCUCCAGCAGGAGAUUGCCGAGGAGCUCGAGCGUGAGCGCAAGAGGAACAAGAAGGAGCUUGCGCAGCUUCACAACACCAACAGCACCAUCACGCGCCAGCGCGAUGAGGCCAGGCGCGUCGUGCUGCAUCUCCGCAGCCUCAUUGGCGGCCAGAGCCACCACAUGGAGCACCUGAUCCAGUCCCUGACCAAGCCAGAUGAGCUGGCCGACGAGGCGGAUCAGGAAUAUGGCAACGAGGAGGAAACCGAGGAGGCCGACAGCGAGGAGACGCGGACGCUCAAGCCUGCUCGUAGCAGCAAGCGCCUGUCGUCGUCGAGCUUCAUCGACGUCGCAGACCGACACCUCAAGGACAAGACGGAUGCCAUUGCCCACAUCGUUCGCAACAUCGCGGACCAGUGCCAGGCCGCUGUCGAGGGCCUGCAGCUGGCUCAGGAUGCCGAGAUGCGGUCGCUGCGGCGCCAGAGCGGCCUCUCGGCCGUUCACAGCGAGGACGGCUUGGACGAGCGUUCCACCGCCACCUCUGAGACUGGCGACGAGGGCCGCCUCCAAGCCAGCUCGGGACGGGCAUCCAGCAUCCCCCCCACACCGGAUCUGAUCCCCAACCGAAGCAGCACGGCAAUGUCGUUUGCCUCGGCCACGACGACCCCGGAGCGGUCGAGCCAGCAGUACUCGACGCGGGAGGAUAUUCCGACCAAGAUUGUCGAGGAUGAGGAGGAGGAUUACGAGGAGAGCCGAAGCGACAAUGGCGGCGCGUCGAACGAGAACGGCCUCGUUUCCAAGCACGCCGAGUCGCUCCUUCACCGCCCAUCCGGAGCGCGGAUCAGCGCCCUCGGAGGCUCGCGAUAGGGCGCAGAGAUGAUGAUGUGUUGUUGCCAAAGAUACCAGCCCCUUCGCAAGCGUACGGGCACCUAUUCCAGCAAUAGGGCGAAUCGAUUCUCUUUCUUACGAACACUCCAAUCACGCACAUGCUCUAUACCUGCACGCUGAGCUGUCUUUUUUUAUUCCCCUGCUUUGUGCCGCUCAUGCGAAGCUUUUGUAAUGGGCUUUGAACUUGGAUGCUUUCCAUUGACGAAGCGAAAGACUCUUGUUUUGCGCUUGGGCGUUCUUUUGUUACCUAUUUCCGAGUACAGUAUAGUACAUUUACAGAAGAGUGAGAUGCUCUAUAUGUAUGCAUCUUGACAUGGGCCAUGGGGUUCCCGUUGAGAAUUUCGAUUUGGACUGUGUUCAAAUACAAACCGCCCAGGGAGGGGAAGGACUGCUUUGUUGGAGAAAUAAAAGCGAUGAAAGCUUUUCAAUUCACACGAAUUUCAAUCCUUUUUUGCG